Amoebophrya sp. A120 is the source of this 12802-nucleotide messenger RNA. The record is from the annotation of a GenBank genome assembly. Lineage: Eukaryota; Dinophyceae; Syndiniales; Amoebophryaceae.
AGCACAGGUCCCAAUUCGUGUAGAUUGCAUUAUCAUGACCACGCAGCUUCUUCUUGUUCUUCCCAAAAGAAAAAUAUCACCUCCCUCCUACAUAAAGCACAUUAAACUUCGUUGGUUUAGUGUGAGAACUGUAGUGCGACCUGUUGUAGUACAGCCGUAUCAAAAACGAGAUUCUCAACGCCGUAGCUGCAGGAGGAAAUAACCAUGAAGAGCAAAUCUUUCGCGUGUAGAUUUUUUGUUUGAUCAAAAUAUAGUAGUGCUGCGCAACCGCAAGAGAACUAUGUCCAACAUGAGCAGCAGCAAGAGGAUGGUCUGCCGGCGCUACUAUUUUACCUCAUCACAACUGUAUGCAUUGCAAAUAUACGUCUGGGUCGGGAACAUUGUCGGUGAGAGACUUGUAAGAUACAAUUGCCGGCGGGGCUGAGAGCGUUCGGAAAACUUGCCACUGUGCUUGUUUUCACUUCAACGUCGACGUCGUGUUGCAACAUUCUACGAUUCUGCGUCACAAGGUUCCAGGACCACGAGAUGAUGUAUUUUUUGCAAUGCAUACGCACCUUCUGACACUCACGACAUUUUUCGACCAUGGUGUGGUUGUCCGAACAGCAACUACAGCCGAUGAGUGUGAAAAUCGUAUCGUGGAAGAAAAUGCUCCCUCCCGACGCCUCAAGGAGAUUUGUACUGCUGGAUAUGUGUACAAAGGUUUUUCGAUUUUACAAGAAAGCACUGCGUGGUUAUGAUGUGGCCGGUCGCCGUGCAUAAUUGCUGUUCAGUUUACUAUGACAGCACACAGCUCUGGCUGCACGCGAAACCGUUCGUACGCUACAACAAACUGCCGCCCAGGACGAAACCGUUGUCCUGUGCCGGCAGCCGUUGUCCUGGACCGGGUGCCAAAGUGACUUGUACGGGUGAACAAAUUCAGCACGAUACGCAUCAGCUGGCAACUGGGAGGGAGGAUCAUUUUUCAUCGUGAUAAACCUGGGUCCGAGUUUUGUUUGGCGUUCGGAUCGUCCAGAUGAUAUACCGGACAAAUGCAUCGAGAGAACGUGCGCCAACCCGUUCGCCACAGUAUCUGGUGAAGGACACCCGACACCGUUUUUGGAGGCAUCACUCUCGGAGGUAAGGCACGAUGAAGAUACAGACCGGCACUGGUUCCAAGGUUGCAGGGAGGUAGUCGAAAAUCCCGCGGACGUUGAUUGCAGCGGCCUACUUACCGGCAGAUGCACUGCCGAGCAGUGUUGCAAGAGGAUGAAUUUGUGUCAAAAGAAGCCCGCGGAAAGCGAUUGGUCAAAUACAGAGAUCGGCUUGAUACCAGUCUAUCCCUCUUGUGCUGAUCGAGGGGGCGCCGUGAUUGUGGACUUGUACUCGUCGUACCCACAUAGCCUGAUAAAGUGUACAGACGACAUGAAGAACUGUCCAGAUAACGUUUGUUGCUUCGAAGAGGGAGCUGCUACACAAGCACAGAGCUCAAUGACCUGUCAAAAUUUCUGCGAGAAUUUGCGCGACAAAAAUGGUGGAUCACCGUUUCUGGCACCGCUGGGGUCCUCGGACCUUCUGAACAAGGAAUGCGCAAACUUUGACUCUACCGUCGGCGGCUGGUGCAGUGUGAAGGAAUGCCAGUGCGGGUGCAAUGAAAAUGAUGGCUUUUUUAUCACUUUGAAAACAGUGCUGGCCCUCCGAGUUCUCCCAGAAGUGUUGCCAUGCCCGGAAAAUUGUACAGGCAGGAACGUUUUUUACUCGGAAGCUUGUUGGGGAAAAGAGGCACGAACAGCAAGCGAGGUAAGUUUGGUGUAUCAGAACAAGCAUAGUCUGCUAGUCAGUUGAACAAACAGCAACUACCACCUGACGCAUCACUCUAGCCAUACAACUGAGCCUUUCUUACAGACAACGCGCUUCCUUUCUUGGUGAGGCAUUGAAUAUUUGUAUCCGCGGCGCCUGUAUUUGUCGUGGUAAUGCAUUCUGUUCUUCUGGUCAUGAUAUCAGCACCACUGAUAAGGAUAUAACUUUUUCCUGUGGAGACGAUAGGGCCAACGCUUUUCGUUGUGAUAGCCUUCUUGAAAAGUCUUCGCGGCGUGGGCUACGCAACAUCGUUGGCGGACUGCACAACGGAGUACGACAUGGAAAGCACUCCUCCCGUUCAAUGAAUGGUUGUCUUUGACUUUGUCGUGCAUUAAAAUACAAAAUGACGAGAUGAGGCAUGCAUUAGCAUAUAAAUGAAAAUGGGUACUAUGGGAUGAUCCAUGCAAGGAAGCACUCCGCCUCCCUGCAGGCCACAGCCCUGGCAUGCGGAAAAGUACUGAUGCAAUUGGAGAAGAACUAGCGUGCUGUCUUUUUGGUUAAAUUUGAAACACAAGUAAUUGCCGCAGUCGCAUGAUUACUCUCGCCAAAAUAGGCGUCGCACGAAAUCGCAUUUUUGCACCGUGGCGCGCGACUCCUUGUGCGGAAGAUUGUUCUGAGUGAAACCUAUAUCCCCAAAAUUUGUUCGCGGCCCAGUUCUGACGACAAAAAAACAAAGUUUUCAAGAACGAAUAAAAAAAUCAAAAUGCAUAGUAAUAUACAGGACUGGUCCAACCCAACGUACGGGAGGGGGCGGCUUUCCUUACAUUGGGGAACACCUCAUUACGCGUUGCUUAUCCUGAGGGAAAACGCCCGAGCCCCAGAGGCAAGCGGGGAAUUGUGCAUCACAAAUCCGGAAGUUUUGGGAGUCACGCACGACAAGGUCCUAUCGGUGGUGUAGGGCACGUUAGCAAGGAUUGCCGCAUAUCAAAGCCAUGAGCUUAUUAUACUGUUUACAGCAUCACAACUUCGAAACAUGACAACGAAUGCGCUUCAUGGGGAUACGCGUGACAAAUCUUCCUGUGGAUGCAACCCUGCAUGACAACUCUGGGAUGGGGACGUUUUUCCUCUGGAUGUUGCUGUGUGGAAAUUAUGAGUGCCCUGCUGCCACCCCUACGCCGGUGCGGGUAGUGCCCUCGACAUACCCAUUGGAAGCGAGAUUCGACUGCAGUAAUUCCGGUGAUUGCCCUGUGGCUGACGCAGCGGGGGUUUGUUGCUUGGAAAAUAGUGUAGAAGUCACCGCCCAAGGCCAAGAGGGAAGUACUCGCAAUUGCCAAACAUUUUGUACCAACUUGCCGGGCUACCAGGGGCCGAACGAUGCAGAUAAAAAGGCUGCUCGGUGCCGCGAAGAUAAAGACAUGGGCUGGUGUAGUGUGAGGAAAUGCGAGUGCGUUUGUGACACGGAUUCCGGCUUCGCCGUCCAGGACGAUGGGUCUUGCUCGUGUGAUGUAUGCGUUGCAAAUAUGACUGGUUUUCGAAGUAGGAUCACGCAAACUUGUCAUGCUAAUUUUGAAACGAACGGAGAAAAAUCUGCCUUGCACAAUCAGCAUCAAGGGAGCCAUCAAGGAAUGGAUCCGUACGGUCGACCCUGCCUAGUUAGUCCCACAGCGGGGGUUCGCCAAUAUGUAUAGGCGAUGGACUACCCGGUCGGCGGAAAAGCUCUACCGCCGAUCCAACGCUGAUGAUAAUCAGCAUUAAGGGAGGAUGCGCAAUUUUUGUUUUUCGGAGUAAGCAUUCCGCAUGUAGGCUAGGCGUGAGAUGAAAGCCGAAGCCUCCGCAGAGCCUGUUAUUAUAUAUUCUGCGUGCAUUCCAGACCUUCUGGCAGACGCAGAUCCAAAAAGUAAAAUGAGCAUGACAGUAUUCCAGAUCAUCACUAUCGCGGAGGGCAGUGCCUGCACCAGCCAGGACAGGCGCUAUCCAAUCAACCAACCAAAUAUCUGCAUUCUUGGAAACCCAGACACAUUUGCAAUGCAUAUGAUGAGGAACGUGGAUACGUGGCAGUCGGGAAUCAAUUGGCGCAGACAUGCGUUCAAAGAACGUGCGAGAACCCGAAGGCCACUGCGGGCGGCGGUUCUACUGCAUUCACGGCAGCAGAUGUAGAUGUACCCUUCAAAGACGGCUGCGACCCCGUUGGCGACGGGGGCAAGGUAGUUUGCGCCGGUGGCGCGGAGGGCAAGUGCACUGUCACGCAGUGUUGCAAGACCCGGUAUUUGUGCCAAGGGUACGAGGGUGUAUGCUCCAACAACUUCAAUCCUCUCAAGGUGGCGCCCUCAUACGAGGUCCUCGAUUGUGCUGCCUCCAUUGCCGACGCCGACGCUGUCGCGUGCCAACCUGCCGUGUGUUGCACCGAAGAGGACAUAGCGCAAGACCAAAGUGUUAUUGUGCGGAAAAUUUCCUCUUCCCCAUUCCUGGUUUAGAAGCUACUGAUGCUGGCUGUUAGUGGCCUUAAAUCAGGUCUCUCUUGUUGCAUACAGGGGAAGAAGCAGGAGUUCUUGUUGCGCGAAGAAUUGUAAAGUCUGCAACUACAACCUGUGUAGCGUGUAUGCGUUUCAGCUCACGGCCGACCCGUCUGUCAUGCUCGACAUCGGCCUAGGAGAGCCCUGCGCUGCCGUGGCGCAAAACAGGGCUGGUGUCCUUGCUCAAAUCGGCAUGGGAAAAAAUUGGUGUGAACAAAAGUCGGCGGCAUGGCAAAUUAAGUUUAUCUAGCUUCAGUACUAUAGGGAUGAGGGAGAUUUUUUCAUCUUGAUAAGCCAGAAAACCUGUGCAGACUUUUGCGAAAGCCUGGCGGACGGAAAGGCAGAUGGUGCGCGAAGCGUUUUUAUUGCCCCGGCUGCGGCAGCGGAUAAGACUAAAAAAUGCAAAGGCCAGGCGGUCGCGGGUGACUGGUGCAGUGUCGCGUCUUGUGGGUGCCAGUGUAAUGCGGCCCAGGGAUACCAUUUACACGCCAACCACGUUAAUUCCCCCGAUGGCAAAGCAACGGGCUUUUCCGAUUGCGUGCGGAAGACCUGCGCGAACCCCACACCUGCUCUUCCUCCAACAAGUCCGGGCGCCCAGUCGAGGCAUUAUGAGUGCAGCGAUUUGUCCACGGUGCCGCGGCUCGUCCCGGAGGACUACAAUUGCUUCACAAGCGAAAGCGACACUGAUAUCCUGUGUAAAAACAUCCCCACCCCAGAGUUGUAAUGCAAAUCUGCAUGCUGAAAAUGUUUCUCAUGCAGAGCCCCAUGAGAAGCAGUUUCUAUUCGUGUUUUGCAAUUUGUCAUGCUCCAUUCAGCAUGGUAUGCUAGAUCUGUGAUGCUGCUGAGCUAGCUCAAACAGCACUGCGCUACGAGUCCAAAUUUGUCAUGCAAAACAGCCAAAACUUGUGGACUUGUCUAGCCGAUCCCCAUCUUGACUAUGGUGUGGGGACAUUUUUACUCAGGAUAACUGAGUGCACCGAUGCGAAGUGCUGCAGGACCCGGGUUCCCGUCGUGCGCGAUAACGAAAUGCAAGUAGAGCUGUUAGCGGGCUCGGCGGUGGCGUCGAGCGAACGCAGCGACUACGCUGCAGCGAAUUUGAUUGACGACAGGGGUAGCGCAGACUUCGCGGCUGCACUCCAGCAGGACAGUGAUCUCUCUUUCUACAAGCUGCUCAAAGCGGAUGCCGCAGAAACUGGUCGAACAGAAGCUGCGGGACGCCGGUGCCCCUGGAUGCAAAUUGGUUUGGGGGCUGAAAAACUCGUCACAAGUGUGCACCUCUUUGCGUCAAAUUCCGUUCCGCGGCUGGGCGUUUUGUUUUUCAACGUCAAGUACAGCGACCUUAACGAAGACGCCUCAGCCAUUUCGCUCGAAGCUGUAAAAAAUGCUGGCUCGUUGGUGGACGCGGGAUUUCGCGUUGUGGUUUCAUCUACGCCCCGAGAUCCUUCCUCGUGGGGAGCGGACGAUGCGUGCCCGGAUCCGGAAGCUGUUGCUGAUGUAGCUGAAUGCGAGACAGUGAAGUGGGCCGGUGGCGCCGGCGAGCGGCGGUUCCAAAGAGUGGGUGAUGGGUCGGAGGUGAUCGUAGUCAACGAGGGUCCUCCGGGGUACAAUAGAGGCCCAAUUGAUCAGGACCUGCCGCGCGGAGAUUUUCGGCACCUGGUUGCGGCGAGGAUUGAGUGCAAGAGCCAGCUAUCAAAUGUACAUAUCGAAGACCUGGGUCUGGGAGGAUGCGAACUUGUGAUGCUGCAGCUUGAUUCUACAAAAAUCUGUAUUGCAACAUGAACAGCAAAUAAAGACAUGGCUUAGAAGUUUUUGCCAUAGCGAGAGGGCAUUGCUCAUGCGGUAUAGGCAUCAGAAAGCUCUCACAAAAUCUGUGAUGCUAGGGUAUGCAUCACAGACAUCAGGACUCAUGCGUAAAAAGAAUGUGCAUGACAAUCCCUGCAUCCUUCCGGACCCAGAUCGAUAUUUGCAUUCGAUGCCAGCCCGGCCGGUACGUGAUCAUCGAGUUGCCGGUAUUCUGAGUGAAAACGUCUCCACCCCAGAGUUGUCAUGCAGAUUUGCAAUGACAGGAGCGUUUGCGAUGCGCUUUCCCAUGAUAGGCAUUUUCAAUCGCGUUUGGAAGUUGUAAUGCUGUAAACACGAUAAGCAGAUAGAUUUGCAACGCGGCUGUCCUCGCCAGCCUGCACUACACUACGGACUGCAACUUGUGAUGCGUGACUGCCAAAGCUUCUGCACUUGUGUUGCGAGAUCCCGAGCUUGACUCUGAGGCGGGGACGUUUUUACACAGGAUAGCCGGGGGCGGCCGCCGGCGAACGGCGUGUGUUGGGGCUGCACGAGGCAAAAGUUUACGCCGAAUUCGCUACCAUAAAGGUGUCCAAGCCUUCAUCGGCAUCGGCUACGGCAUCGAGCACCUAUACUCAUACCAGCACCCCGAACGGGGCGGAUCGACUUGUCGACGGAGAAAUGGGUACCCUCGCGCAGACCGGAGUGGACCAGGGCGCGCAGAAGUGCCCCUGGCUGCAAAUCGACCUGGGGUCUUCGCAGCAUGUCGGGCAUGUGGAUCUCUAUACCGCAGAUCGGACUUCAAGGCUGGCCUUUCUGUUUUUUGCAACGGCAACGUUAGCGCUUGAUGAAAACACAUUUCUGGACGAUUCAGACCUAGAUACGAUUUCUUCCUCUCUUAACGACGUGGGCUUCCGGGUUUUGGUGGCGUCCACGCCCCGGACCGCGUCAGCAGGCGAUGCGUGCCCCGCCGUUCCGGGCGAAGCGGGAGCGAGUGACGCGAAACUCUGCGAGUUGGUGUCGUACGACGGCGGCAAAGGGCGCGACCGGUUCAAAAACGUGUUCUUUGAUGCGAGUGGGGAGAAGAGGCAGGUGUCGGACACCGGCGGCCCGGGUGCGGAGGGGACAUACGACCUGCUCUAUCCUGAGUAAAAACGUACCCACACCAGAGUCAGGAUGGGGAAUCUGCUAGACAAAUCAGCCAGCUUUGGUUGUUUGGCAUGACAAGUUUGUCCGCGUAGUGUAGUGCUGUUUGAGCUAGUUUAGCAGCAUUACAGAUCUAGCAUCUCGUGCUGAUUGGAGCAUGACAAAUUUCAAAACCGCAUUAGAAAAUGCUUCUCAUAGGGCUCCGCAUGAGAAACAUUUUAAGCAUGCAGAGUUGCAUGACAACUAUGGUGUGGGUACGUUUUUACUCAGGAUAUGCUCAAGGCGAGGAUCGAGUGCUGGGGGCACGAAGGACAGUACGUCAUCAUCGACUUGCCGGACCGCGAGGAUGGAUCAGGCCGCAGCCUCGGAUUGCUGGAGGCCGAGGUUGCUGUCACCAGCGGCGGUGCUCUGGAAAGCGUCCGCGUGGACAAGACUUGCAUAUCAACUGUAAAAAUGUCUGGGUCUGGAAGAUUGCAACUUGUGAUGCUGUCUCUGCAUUUUACAAAAAUGAAUCUGUAUUGCAUCCCCAGCAAGAGGGCUCCAGUUUGUGCUACAUGGAGAGGGUAUUUGUUCUCAUGCGAGAUAGGCAUCAGAAAGCCCACUAAAAAUCUGUGAUGCCAGGUUGUGCAUUACAGACGUCAUGUGUCAUGUAAAAUCUGCAUGACAUCCAGACCCAGACACUUUUACAUUUGAUAUUGCAGUGGGUACCUUGAGUCCUACGCGCAGAGCAGGGAAGGAGAAACGAUCCCACUGGGAGUUGAAGCCCCCACACCGGACUUUUGUAUCGACCCCAGAGGCCUCCGGUCGUACGGCGCGCCGGCGACGCGGUCACACAAGCUUCCUCCCGAAGCCACCUAUAUCACCGUCGGGAUAUCAAAUGCAAAAAUGUCUGGGUCUGGAAGAGCGCAACUUGUGAUGCUGCCUUUGGAUGCCUAAAAAAUUUGUGUUGCAUGAGCAGCAAAAGGAUUCUAAUUUUUGCUACGCGGAGAGGGCAUCUGUCAUGCGGAUUAGGCAUCAAGAAUCCCUCAAAAAACCUGUGAUGCUAGGGCAUGCAUCACAGACAUCAUGGGUCAUGCAAACUGUGCAUGACAAGUCUCAGAAUCUUCCAGACCCAGACAUUUUUGCAUUUGAUACGGGAAGCAGUACCGCAAUUACUGUUGCGUCGAGACGUGCGAGAAAGCCACCGUGGAGAACAAGCACUGCGAACGCCAGGACAUCGUGGAGGCCUUCGGGGUAUCGAAUGCAAAUAUCGAUCUGGGUCUGGAAACUUGUAAUGCUAAAAGUGAACAAUGAGAGUUCCACUGCAAUACGCAGCCAAGCAUGACAAAUUUUUGGGCUCCUAUCAUGUGUUGAUUCUUCCGCAUGGCAAACUACGUUUUUGCAUGACAGGAAAGAGGACAGCUUCGUGCCCAUGCAUCACAGAUUCUUGAGCCAUGUCAGACGUGCAUGACAAAUGUAGCAAUCUUCCAGACCCAGAUCGAUAUUUGCAUUUGAUACGGGGCCAUGUGGCCCCUGGACCCGAAAAAGCUCGAAGAGCACGGGGGAGGGGAAGUCGUUCCGAAGCUUCCGGGCACAAUUUGCUUCGGCGGGGAGUGCACGGUGAUGGGGUGCUGCCAGCUCCGGAACCGGGUGGGGGGCAAAAAGGAGGCCUUUCUCGUUAUCGAAAGGAAAAAUCCCCCCUCCCCAUAUCAAAACGGAACUUGUGAUGCUGGAUUUGUGUACACAAAUCCGAUCUGUCUUGCUGGAGAGGACUGCAGGCCCAUAUCAAGCCUGAGUAGAGAGAUUUUCUUGGCCUCGACGCUUAGCAUGAAGAACGUCCGUGCUGUAGGCCCAACAGCAUCACAAACCGCCAGCAUAAUGCGGCGGUUGUCUGUGGAGUUGCCUUCUUGCAAGACAGACACCAUUUGUGGUCACAAAUCAGCAACAGAAAUUUUCGAAAUAAACAUACCUUGUCACUAUGGGGAGGGGGGGUUUUUCCUUUUGAUACUGGUGCGCGGCCUGAUUCUGAAAUCCACCCUACCGGACUGGCAGUCGGAACGCGCCAGUAUCAAAUGCAAAAGUGUCUGGGACUGGAAGAGUGCGCGAUUUGUCAUGCAGCUUUUCCAUGGCUCAUGAGGUCUGGAAUGCAGGACCUAGCAUGACAGAUUCUCUGCGAUCUCUCUCAUGCCCGCCCUGCAUGAGAAACUCCCUCCCGACUUGAUCACAACUGGCCGACUUUUGGUAAUCAUGCAACACAGAUUUCUGCAUGCUUCAGAUUUAGCAUGACAAGUUGCAUUCUUCCAGACAUCCAGGGAUUUUUGCAGUUGAUAGCCAGAAACACGGUGCUGGCGUUCGUGCGGGAAAAGCUGGAGGCGGUAUAUCUUCCCGGCGGCGUCGGGGACCCCCCCGAAGGACAAGGGAACUUUUACCCCCUGAUUAUGAAAGUGUCAGAAUCGAAAUUGACAAAGUCGAAAAAUUUGUGAUGCACAAAAUCGAUGUCAGUUGGAGCCUCAGUUUCCAAGUGGCGCAUGACAAAUUUGGGUGGAGCCGAAACCCAGUCUGUCAUGCUGUUUGGGCAAAGAAGACUCCUCCUGUCAUGCUACUCUGGCAGCGCAUUGCAUACCCCUAAACAGGCCGAUAAUCGGUCCCAUUUGCCUGCUCCCCAAUACAGGCCUUCAGUGCCCAAUAUUUUAUGCAUCACAAAUUUUUCGAUUUUGUUGAUUUCGAUCCUGACCCAUUCAUAGUGAUGGAAAAGGUCAGCCUGGUUGCCGGAGGCGACAGCUUGCGGAAAACAGCCCGUCGCGCGCUCGACGACGCUAUCGAAUGCAAAUAUGUCUAGGUUCUCUCCUGGAAAGAUGCAAACUUGUCAUGCUCAUCGUCAGUCACACAAAAUUCUCUCAUGCAGGAGCACCAAAACCUUAAAUUUUUGCCCACGCGGAGAGAAGAUUUCUCAUGCUGAGUAGGCAUUGCAAAGCUCCCGCAAGAAUAAAACCUGUUGUGCGAGGCUCUGCAUCUUCGCAGACCUGCCGGGUGAUGCAAAACCUCCAUGACAAACUUGACAUAUUUGCAGUGCAUAGACGCCGACGAGGCGGCCAGCACGGCGACAUGGAACGUGACCGAGUAUGACUUCUAUUUUGACACCGUGCUGGACCCGACGAGGCAAAUCAAGGCGCUGACGACCGUGGAGCUGGUGGAAAGGCUCAACAAGAAGAUUGGGAGUAACGUAUCCAAAGGAAAAACGUCCCCACCCCAGAGUCACGAUGGGGAUUGUGCAACACAAACCUUGAAGUUUUGGCAGCCACGUAUGACAAAUUGCAGGCUGUAUUGUAAUGCAGUUCAGCAAGGGGUGGAGUCGCAUUACGAAUCCAUCUGCUUAUCCUGUUUACAGCAUUACAAGUUCCAACACACGAACGGGAAUGCCUAUCAUGGGGAUGCGCAUUACAAAUGCACUUGUGCUUGCAGAUCUGCAAGACAACUCUGGGACGGGGAUGUUUUUACACAGGAUAUAGCGCCCAGGUGCGGGCGACGAAGUGCGGGUAUUUUGCGCAGCCCGGCGUUGUCGGAACGAGCUGGGUAUGGCCUGCAAAAAUGUCUGGGUCUGGAAGGUUGUCAGGUUUGUCAUGCAGAUUCUGCAUGAUCCGCGACGCCUGUAAUGCAUGAUCUAGCAUCACAGAUUUUUCAAGGGCUCUCUAAUGCCUAUCCCGCAUGAGAAAUUCCCUCUCCGCGUAACACAAACUGGACUCCUCUUGCUGGUCAUGCAAUACAGAUUUUUUUGGAAUCCAAAGACAGCAUCACAAGUUGCAUUCUUCCAGACCCAGACACAUUUGCAUUUGAUAUUGUGUGGACAAACCCCCGGUGGAGACGUAUCCUAAGUAAAAACGUCCCCAUCCUCCCAUAGUCAAGAUGGGAUAUCUGCUAGACAAAUCAGCCAGCUUAGGUUGUUGCGCAUAACAAAGUUGGCCUCGUAGUGUAGUAGUCGCGUUUACUUAAAAAUAGCUUGCUCACCAGCAUCACUGAUCUAGCCUAUUAUGCUGAUUGGCGCAUGGCAAAUUAUUCCAAAGCACGACUAGAAGAGGCUUGCCAUUGAGCUCCGCAUGGGAAACCUUUUGAGCAUGCAGAAUGGCAUAAGAGCUAUGUUAUUGGGUGGGGGCGUUUUUACAUAGGAUAAGACGCACAUCAAAACAAACACCACGCUGUCCAAGUGGGACAAGCACGAAAAACUUAUGACCCACUCAGGUGUUACAAUUUCAAACGUUGCAAUAGAGUCGGGGUUUCGUCUUGCAUGAUGAGCAUGACAGACUCGCAGAGCUGCGUUCCACUUUCUGCAAUACAAAUUUCGCCAGAUAAUUGUAGUGGGGUUUGGAGCUCCGGAUAACUUCUCAUGCGCAAUCCUAUGAGAGUUGGCUAGAUCAUUCGCACUCUUGCAUCACAGAUUUCCAUAUUCUAUUGCAACCGAUUUGAGUAUUGUAACAGCUGAGCGCGCUAUACGACUGUGGUGGAAAAUCGUCUUUGGGUGCAUCGUUCUCCUGGUGGUGCUCAUGUACUUGUAUGUCUGCUACUUGCACCCCCUGACGAUGGCGCGGCUGGAGCGGGAGGAAAAAGAGCAGGAGAUGGCGCAGGCGGCCUCCGACUGGGCGAGCCACUACAACGUGCAGCAGGCGGACUACACGUCGGCGCAAGGCGGGCUCUUCGGCGUGACGCUGUCCGGCGGUUUGCCGAACAACCGGGGCACGCACGGCGGCACCUGGGGCGGUCCUUCGUCCUUCAGCGGCACCGCGGCCGGCGCCGGCCGGCCGCAGUCCUGGGGCGGGCCAAGCUCCUUCGCCGGAACGGCGCGAGGCGGGGGCGCCGGUAUCAAAACGAAAAACUCCUUUUCCUUGCUUUAUCCUUUUUCUUUGUGACGAGAUGCUGCAAUACAAAUUUUUAAUUUUGAUUUGUGCUGUGCAUCUAUCACAAGUCGUACAUGAUCGCAAAUCCCCGUUUGAGUAUGGGGACAUCAAAAUAUCAAAGGAUUAUUUUAAGAACAUUUUUCGACAACAGGCGGCCAGCAGUCCUGGGGCGGGCCCAGUUCUUUCGCCGGAACGGCGCGCGGCGGGGGCGGCGCCGCCUCGCAAGCGCAGUGGUGGGGCGGCGCUGGCCAGUACUAUGGGGACGGGCAGCAAGGAAGCUGGGACGGGCAGUGGGGCGGCGUCGGACAGUCUUGGGACGGUGGAGGCCACGGAUACGCGGGCGGGUCGAGACAAUGGGAUUGGAAUGGCACUGCCGGUGGGUACACGAAUAACGGGCAAGCAGCGCGUUGGAACGCCGCACCUCAAGUCUACGGCAACUCGGCUUACCACUACUAAACGAAGUGGAGCCACCAGCAAGUAGAAAUGCAAGUUCAACGUAAGUACAAAACCAAGCGUCAAAAAUAAUCGAUGGCAAAUUUAUUGUGUUGACGCAAAGAUUUUUAUUGUUAAUUUUUUCUUCUUUUCUUUGGCAAAGAAAUUAUGUUUGGUCUCUUACCUCUUUCACAGUUUUCAUUUUGUUUACAUUUUCAGUUUCAACAGCAAGACACAAUGUUUCAACUUUUUGAGUCGUAGCAGCAGUGGUUUAUAGCUUCAGUGUCA